AUGGCACCCCGCGGGUCGCUGCUGCUGCUGGCGCUGCUGCUGCUGAGCUGCGCCCUGCCCCGCGGCCGCGGCCAGCACUGGUCCCACGGCUGGUACCCGGGGGGCAAGCGGGACCUCCGGGCCCCCAGCGACCCCCAGGUCCCGUCCCCUCUCGGGCGCUGCCGUCCCCUCCCGUGUCCCCCCCGGCGGGAGGAGCAGCUGCCGGGUGUUGGGGCUGGGAGCACUGUGGGGCAGGGAAGAGUGUGGAUGGUGGGACUGGAUUCACCGUGGGGCAGGGUGCUGGGGCUGGCUCUGCUGUGGGGCAGUCUGGGGAGAGCCCGCUGUGCUCCCAGCCCCGGGCAGGAGCUCAGUGCCCUCCCCUCCUCCCGCAGGGCGGAGUUCAGGGCCGAGGUGCUGCAGAUGAAGCGGGAGGAGCGCCUGGCUGCCGAGGGCUCGCCGGAGGAGCAGGAGGAGCACCGGCGGCUGAUGGCCUGGAACGAGGAGGAGAACGCCCGGCAGAGGGCUCGCAGAGAGGAGAGACUCAGGAAAGAAGAGGAGGAGCAGAAGAGGAGGAAGUCAGAGAUUGCCGAGAAACAGGCCAGGAAAAUGGAGGCUUUCCUGGAGGAGAAGGAGAAGGAGGUUCUCCAGCUGCAGGAGGAAGCCAAAAACUUCAUCACCCCCGAGAACCUGGAGGCACGGAUCGAGGAGUGCCUGGACAACCCACGGAACUACAACUUCGCCAUCGACAAGGACGGGCGGAUCGUCAAGCGCACGGUGCUCUCAUAGCACCCUGGCAGGGGGCUCCCGGCCUGCCUUGUGUCCAGAGCCCCCCAGAAAACACAGAUCCUUCCUUGGAAUGUGUAAAUUGGCAACAGAAGUGGUGGAGAAGGGGUCUGGCUGUGCUGCCUCCAAAGGGUUAACCCCUGUGGGAAAAGGGGGUGAGGGGAAACUUGGAGGCUCCAGCAGCCUGGCUCAGCCCUGUUGCUGUGCCUGUGAUCCCACCUCCCACGUGUUUGGAUCCCUGCUGCCUUCACACACAGCGUAGGAGCAGGAGCAGUCCCGAGGCAGAGCCUGGCUCAGCUCCUCGCUGUCAGCUCCUCUGGAUGCUUCCAAAAGCAAACGAGGGCUGAAUGAAUUUGUAGGAAACACUGACCUUCCCUUUUUUGUUGUUGGGGGAAGGAAUUAAUUGUAAUCUUGAUUUCACACUUCAAACCCUCCUUUGCACAUCCCUUGGUGUGGCUGAAUAAGAAAAUGUGUCUGAAUGA
This is a messenger RNA of Pyrgilauda ruficollis (rufous-necked snowfinch), 1244 nucleotides long. Its product is annotated as GRB10-interacting GYF protein 2-like. The transcript has 5 exons. Gene Ontology annotation, molecular function: hormone activity. Gene Ontology annotation, biological process: multicellular organism development. The record is from RefSeq and is a predicted model, not a curated record. Bases 1 to 765 code for a protein of 254 amino acids. NCBI's taxonomy places the organism in Eukaryota, Metazoa, Chordata, Aves, Passeriformes, Passeridae. Gene Ontology annotation, cellular component: mitochondrial small ribosomal subunit; extracellular region.